Messenger RNA from Anguilla rostrata (American eel), 1477 nucleotides. RefSeq names its product trace amine-associated receptor 1-like. Gene Ontology annotation, cellular component: plasma membrane. NCBI's taxonomy places the organism in Eukaryota, Metazoa, Chordata, Actinopteri, Anguilliformes, Anguillidae. The record is from RefSeq and is a predicted model, not a curated record. Gene Ontology annotation, biological process: adenylate cyclase-activating adrenergic receptor signaling pathway. Gene Ontology annotation, molecular function: trace-amine receptor activity. The coding region runs from base 1 to 1035 and encodes 344 amino acids. The transcript has a single exon.
AUGAAUUUCAGUCAACCUGGAAUGAGUGAACAUUCAGACUUCUGUUAUGAGUCUGUGAAUACAUCUUGCCCAAAGGUAACCUACCCAACAGCGAUACGGAUUCCACUUUAUAUUUUUUUCUUGACCAUCAUUGUAUUAACUAUGAGCGGAAACCUCCUUGUCAUCAUUUCCAUCGCUCAUUUCAAACAGCUGCACACUCCAACCAACUACCUCAUCCUCUCUCUGGCAGUGAUUGACUUCCUUCUGGCAGUAGUCAUCAUGCCGCCUAGCAUGGUGCGAACGAUUGAGACAUGCUGGUACUUUGGAGACACGUUCUGUAAAAUCCAUUUAAGUACUGAUAUCAUGCUGUGCACUGCAUCCAUUUUAAAUCUUUCUUUCAUUUCCAUUGAUCGAUAUUACGCAGUUUGCCAGCCCCUCCACUACAGGACUAAGAUCACCAGUGUUACUAUAGUGAUCAUGAUCCUGAUCAGUUGGAACCUGUCAUUCAUCUUUGGGUUUGGAAUGAUAUUUAUGAAUGUGAUCAUUUGGGGUGUCGAAGAUUUUAACUACAAUGACUUUCAUUGUUUUGGAAGCUGUUUUUUUUCUCAGACCAAGACAUCUGCAAUCAUAGCUUCAGUUCUAUCUUUUUACAUACCAGGGUUCAUUAUGAUCACUAUCUAUCAGAAAAUAUUCCACAUUGCCCUAAAGCAAGUCCGCUCAAUUCACAGCACUGCAUGUCAGCAGAUACAAACUGGAAACAGCACAUCUUCAAGCAACAAGGAGCGAAAGGCUACAAAGACUCUGGCCAUUGUUAUGGGGGUAUUCCUGUCAUGCUGGUCACCCUUUUUUGUGUGUAACCUAAUUGAUCCAAUCAUUAAUUAUUCUAUUCCACCUGUUUGGUUUGACGCAUUGUUCUGGGUUGGCUAUUUCAAUUCAACAUGCAAUCCUAUUGUUUAUGCUUUCUUUUACAGCUGGUUUAGGAAAGCCUUCAAAAUGACAAUUUAUGGUAAAAUAUUUCAAGCACAUUCCUCAAGAACAAAACUGUCCGCAGACUGAAAAGCUUGAAUAUAAUUUGUGCAACUGAAAUCUAAAUUAAAUUAUUCAAGCUGAGGGAGAUGCAGAAUUUACAGAAUCGUUUUACAAGUGAAAAACACAUUUUAUAAAUGUGCAAAAAAAAAAAAAAAAAUUAAGUCAUGAGUACAAAUAAAAUGUUACAUUUUGGGGCCUACCUGAGUAGAAUUCAGCAAAAGACCAGCAGCCUCAUUUGUAAAAUCAUCUCUCAAUCAAAUUGUAUCUUGAAUAGUGCCUUACACAGAAGACUAUGACUAAGCACGUAUUAACAAAAUCCCACUUUGACAUGAAUAUGAUUGUAUUUUUACAUUACAUUGAGCAUGGUAGCACUCAGUGUAUGUUUGCAUUGGUCACCCAUAUAAAACAGCAAUUUUUGAACCUCAGUAUCUCCACCAUUUCAAAACCAAUCUCAAUGUGAAAUCGAAAA